AUGGCAGAAUGUGCGGUUUAUUUUACUAAAACCUUGGCUGCAGUUCACCCUGGCAAACUGUUUCAUAUUCCUAGCUGGAUUCCUAGGUUAUCUGAUCCACAAGUGCAAUUUGACCUUGACCCGCCUUCUUACCAACAAGUUACUGCUGUUAUUCGUAAAAUGGAAGCAUCUGGUUCUCCUUGUCCUCUCGAUCAAAUAUCAAUUAUAUGCUUUAAGCGAUGUCCUUACCUAAGAACUUAUUUAACUGAACUAAUACGCGCCGCCUGGCUUUCAGGAUCUAUCCCGAGUGAAUGGAAAAAAGCUUGCACUAUACUUAUUCAUAAGAAAUGCAACACGAGUAUACCCUCAAAUUUCCGACCGAUCACAGUCGAAUCUAUACCGCUUAAAGUAUUUACAUCAUGUCUACGUAACGCAAUGUACUCCUUUCUCACCGCCAAUAACUUUAUAGAACAUAACAUACAAAAAGGCUUCACCCCGAAUCUGUCUGGUACUAUGGAACAUACUGCGCAAAUGGCUAAUAUAAUCAACAAAGCUCGGAUAAAACAACGUUCACUUGUUAUCACACUACUUGACCUCAAAAACGCUUUUGGAGAAGUUCAUCAUAACUUAAUCCAAUCUGUCCUUGGCUAUCAUCACAUCCCUAAUCAAAUGAAUAAUUUAAUAAAAAGCUUAUACACUGAUUUUAAAACUUCCGUAAUUACUUCUGAGUUCCGUACCCAUUUUAUACCUGUUGGCCGUGGUGUUUUGCAAGGUGACUGUCUUAGUCCUCUACUAUUUAAUAUGUGUUUCAACACAUAUAUUCAACAUAUCAAAGCUGAAAAGUACCGCCAGUUCGGUUUCUCCCUCCAACUCCUUAAUCCAAUCAACUGGUUUCAGUUUGCCGAUGAUGCUGCGGUUAUUACUGGUCAGGAGUCGGAAAAUCAACAUCUCCUUAAUCGAUUCUCUAUCUGGUGCCAAUGGUCCAACACGGUUGUUAGAGUUGAUAAUGUAGCACAUUUGGCAUCAAAAAAGUUUUAUCAACAUCUGCCCAGUACAUGCCGAAGCUUUUGA
This is a messenger RNA of Paramuricea clavata, 1050 nucleotides long. The record is from the annotation of a GenBank genome assembly. NCBI's taxonomy places the organism in Eukaryota, Metazoa, Cnidaria, Anthozoa, Malacalcyonacea, Plexauridae.